AUGGCUACUCAGCGUUCCCGCGUCUUCUUUGACAUUAAGAUUGGCGAUGCCGAUGCUGGUCGGAUCGCAUUUGAGCUGUUUGGCGAUGUCGUCCCCAAGACUGCCGACAACUUCCGCGCUCUGUGCACUGGAGAGAAGGGCAUUGGCUCAAUUUUCCACCGUGUGAUCAAGCAGUUCAUGAUCCAGGGUGGUGACUUUACCGCAUUCAACGGCACCGGUGGAGAGUCCAUUUACGGCGAAAAGUUCCCCGACGAGAACUUCGACCUGAAGCAUGACCGUCCCUUCUUGCUCUCCAUGGCCAACUCCGGCCCCGGCACCAACGGCAGCCAGUUCUUCGUCACCACCGUUCCUACACCCCACCUCGAUGGCAAGCACGUUGUUUUCGGAGAGGUCAUCAACGGCAAGAGCAUCGUUCGCAAGAUCGAGAGCAUGAAGACAACGAACGACAAGCCCGCUCAGAAUGUGACUGUGGUGAACUGUGGUGAGCUCACCGGAGAGGACUUUGAGAAUGCCAGCAAGCGUGUUGCGGAUUUCACCGGUGAUCCAUAUGAGGAUUUCACCGAGGACUACCAGGGCGAACUUACCGCGCCCCUUAGCUUCAAGAUCGCUUCCGACAUCAAGGGAUUCGGUAACGCUGCUUUCAAGAGCGGUGACCUCAACCUGGGUCUCGACAAGUACCAGAAGGGUCUGCGCUACCUGAACGAGUUCCCCGAGCCCGGUGAUGAUGACCCCAAGGAGCUCGGUCCCCAGAUGAAGGCUCUGCGCUUCACCCUCCACUCUAACUCCGCCCUGCUCGGAAACAAGCUUCACAAGUACCGCCAGGCCCAGAACUGGGCUACAUAUGCUCUUCAGGUCGCCCAGGCUGCCCAGGCCAAGGAUGCCGACAAGGCCAAGGCUCACUACCGCCGUGCCCUUGCCCACGAGGGUCUGAAGGAGGAGGAUAAUGCCCUUAAGGAUCUGUUGGAAGCUGAGAAGCUUGCUCCUGGUGAUGCUGGAAUUGUGAACGAGAUUGCCAAGGUCAAGAAGACUGUGAAGGAGCGUUCGGCCAAGGAGAAGGCGGCUGCCCAAAAGUUCUUCUCCUGA
This is a messenger RNA of Penicillium salamii, 1083 nucleotides long. Lineage: Eukaryota; Fungi; Ascomycota; Eurotiomycetes; Eurotiales; Aspergillaceae. The record is from the annotation of a GenBank genome assembly.